AUGGCAGACCCCUUUUUCGCAUGGAGACCGCUUUUUGCUAUGGAGCAAGGUACGUUGUUGGAGUUGGGUUUGUUGCCCGUGUUGGUUUCCGCCUUUUUGUGGCAGAUCGCUGCCUCCGCUAAACUCUUGAAGGUCAACUUGGCCUACUCGUACGAUAGAGAGUUGUUCCAGACCGCGCAGAAGUUGACUUCGCUCUUUUUGGGCGCCGUUUUCGGUGUCAGUUUGAUUGCUUCGGGCUACUACGACUCUGUUGUGCGUGGCUCCGCCGACUCCAGCGCCUUUGGCUGGUACGCCUUGAUUUUCAUGCAGAUUUUCGGAUGGAAUGUUCUCUUGACCUUGGUCGUGGAGAUUUUGGACAAGGGCUACGGUUUUGGUUCCGGUGUCAUGUCUCUCAUUGCUUUGAACGCCGCCACCAGACUCGUCAGAGACGUUGCAGGUGUUGAGCUUGUGUCUGCCACUCCAGACGGCGAGCCAGAGACCUACGGUGUGGUCACUUUGUUGCUCAAGGCCUUGCUCAGCAUGGACUUUUCCGCCAUUAAGGACGCCGUUGUUGGUAUGUUCUUCCGUUCUGGCUUCCCUACCAUCGGUAUGGUUCUCGUUGUUGUCGCAUCUGGCCUCGCCACCAUCGUUUUGCAAAACUUUAGAGUUGAGUUGCCAAUCAGAUCCAACAAGGCCAGAGGUACUGCUAACGUGUACCCCAUCAGAAUGUUGUACACCGGCGCCAUGCCAGUUCUUUUUGCAUUCACCAUGGUUGCAGCUGCCCAGAUCUCCCUCCACUUUGUUGCCGUUGCUCUUGAGGCUGUCAACCCAAGCUUGGCUGCCAUUGUUGAGACUCGUUCCGAGAGCGGUGCUGCUACUGGCGGAAUCUCGUUCUACUUGAGUCCACCAACGUCUUUGACUGGAUCUCUCCUUUCUCCUAUCAGAGCCGUGACCUUUGUUUCUGCCAUUGUCAGUUUGGCUGUUGCUUUCGCCAGCUUCUGGUGCAACGUCACUGGAUCUGCUCCUAAGGACAUUGCCAAGCAAUUCAAGGACCAGAGCAUUGUUAUUGCUGGUAAGAGAGAAGUUUCCGUCACCAAGGAGCUCGGCAAGAUCAUCCCACAAGCCUCUGCCACUGGUGCCGCUGUCUUGUCUGUUGUUGCAUUGGUCGGUGAGAUGGUAGGUGCUAGCGGUAAGGCUGUGUCCGUUGUGAUUGGUGUUUGUGCAUCUUUCGCCAUUUUGGAGGAGUUCAUGAUGGAGGUGCAACAGAAUGGAGGCGGUUCUCAAUUGAUGAGUCAAUUGGGUAUGAAGUAG
Molecule: messenger RNA, 1290 nt
Organism: Australozyma saopauloensis
Lineage: Eukaryota; Fungi; Ascomycota; Pichiomycetes; Serinales; Metschnikowiaceae
Gene: SSH1
Product: Ssh1p
Exons: 1
Coding region: 1-1290 (429 amino acids)
Biological process (GO): SRP-dependent cotranslational protein targeting to membrane, translocation; post-translational protein targeting to membrane, translocation
Cellular component (GO): membrane; Sec61 translocon complex
Molecular function (GO): transmembrane protein transporter activity; signal sequence receptor activity; ribosome binding
Source: RefSeq, a predicted model, not a curated record